Salvia hispanica is the source of this 1227-nucleotide messenger RNA. RefSeq names its product GCN5-related N-acetyltransferase 4, chloroplastic-like. Lineage: Eukaryota; Viridiplantae; Streptophyta; Magnoliopsida; Lamiales; Lamiaceae. Gene Ontology annotation, biological process: N-terminal protein amino acid acetylation. The record is from RefSeq and is a predicted model, not a curated record. Gene Ontology annotation, cellular component: chloroplast. Gene Ontology annotation, molecular function: N-acetyltransferase activity.
UCAGUAAGAUUUACAAAUUUACAAUUGUCAGUUAUCUACCAAAACCAACCGCUUCAGCUAAGCCCUCUCUCUCUCUAUCUCUUGAAUUCUUUAUCAAGAAGCCAUUUCAGAAAAGCAGUGAAGAGGAAGAAGAAUCCCAAAAUCUGGGAUUUUUAGAUAAUUUAGGAGAGAUUGCUUUUGUUGUGGGGUUUCCCUGAGAGAGAGAGAGAGAGAGAUUGCAAGAAUUGGUGAGAAAUGCAGACAGUAACAACAGUGGUGAAUUGCAGCAGCUUCAGUCCCAAUCUCUGUCUCAAAAUCAAGAAUUUCAAGCCUCAGUCUUUUUCCACUUCUUCCAAGAUUUUGAAUUGUGAAAUUCCCCACUCUCCUUCACCUCCACACUUGUUGGGGCUUUGCAGGGCAAGUCAAGUGGCUGAGUUGUUCCCGACAAUGUCUCCUGAGAUUGUUGUCCGGGAGGCCAGGAUAGAGGACUGUUGGGAAGUGGCGGAGACGCACUGCAGUUGCUUCUUUCCCGAGUACUCGUUCCCUCUGGACUUUGUGCUGCGAUUCGACAGGCUCGUUGGCAUGCUGUUUGGGUUCUCGGUGCCUAAGGGCUGCGAGAGAACCUGCCUGGUGGCCGUGAUUGGUUCUGGUGAGGACGAGUUCUAUAUAGGGAGCGAUGAUUUCAAAAUCGGAGGUCUUGAGGGGAAGAUUAGUCUGAACAAAGGGUACGUUGCUGGUAUACUUACUGUAGAUACUGUAGCCGAUUUUUUACCAAGAAAGGGACCUCUUCGACUGAGGAGGAGAGGAGUUGCAUACAUAUCGAACGUUGCUGUGAGGGAGAAGUUUCGCAGAAAGGGGAUUGCAAAGCGGCUAAUAGCCAAAGCUGAGGCAAAGGCCAAGACGUGGGGAUGUCGUGCCAUUGCUUUGCAUUGUGAUCUCAGCAACCCGGAGGCCACGAGGCUCUACACUAGCCAGGGCUUCAAGAUCAUAAAGAUCCCGGACGGGGCCAACUGGCCCCACCCGAGGCUUUCGGGCGACGUGAAGUUCAACUUCAUGAUGAAGCUCCUCUAACUCCAAACUAAACUCUCCUGAGUAAUAUUUAGGUAAGAAGGUUUUUUUUUAAAUAUACUUGAUUUUUAUUGUUAAAAAAUUGCCAAAAAAUGAAUUACAUGGACUGGGGAUAAGAUGUAUAUAUUGUAUACAAUUUUGGUGGUGGAAUGUAGUGAUUAAAAUAUAAAUUCGACUAAA